Molecule: messenger RNA, 687 nt
Organism: Chroicocephalus ridibundus (black-headed gull)
Lineage: Eukaryota; Metazoa; Chordata; Aves; Charadriiformes; Laridae
Gene: LIAT1
Product: ligand of ATE1
Exons: 3
Coding region: 1-666 (221 amino acids)
Biological process (GO): protein arginylation
Source: RefSeq, a predicted model, not a curated record
AUGGAAGGGAAGGUGCUGAGGGGAAGGGAGGUGAAGGGGGAAGGGUCGAAGGUGGCUGUGGGGGGCCAUGCCAGGCCCCGCAGGCAGGAGAGCGGCACGGGCAGGCGGCGAGGGGCGAGGAGCUGCCUGCGCCCCCCUCCACCACAGGCCCCUGGCACGAAGAUACCAGUGAGAAAGAAGCAGCAGCUGCCACACCAGAGUGCCACCACCACUGUGCGGGCAGAUAAACACCACCACAAAACCAGAGAGCAGCAGGGCCGCUCCCCUCCAUCACUUGAAAUCCCAAGUCCUGGGAGGAACCCUGACUCAGCCCAAUACAAAACAGAAGGGAAUCAGAAGGAUACAGAAAUAAACAAGGUUGUGGUAUCAACUUCCAUAAUUUUGGAAUCUAGUCAAACAGAUCGAGGUCUUUCUGCUCUGCUUAACGAAAGCCUUCGAUGGGAUGGGAUUCUUGAAGAUCCUGCAGCAGAGGAAGAAAGGCUGCGUAUCUAUAAGAUGAACAGAAGGAAACGUUACGAAUUGUAUAUCCAGCAACAUUUGCCUGCUGAGCCAUGCCCAACUGUCAGGCAUUCCCCAUUACUCCAUCACAGGGCGCCAUGCACCAGCAGCGAUCACACAGUACGUAAAGGAGAUUGCUGCAGUUGUUUUCCGGAGGAGCAAGCGUGAACCAGUCCCAAAUGCUGAAUG